AUGGCGCCUACCUUCCGCAAAACCCUCCCUCUCGACUUCUCAGAUAUCUUACAUGCACACAUCCACAACGUCAACGAUCGCGGAGAGGUAGGUUUUAUCCGCCUCUACAACGACACGAACGGCCGCAUUACGCAUGCUGAGGCCGACUUGACGGACAUGCACUACACCAAGAUGCUCAUCAACGACGCGCGUAUACUCGAGAUCUUCGGAGAGAAUGGGGACAGCAUCAACAUGGCAAAGUUAGGACCGUCCCCAGCGCUUCGGCUCGAUAUACUUGAAGACGAGGACAUGUCCUUCAGCGAAGUCGUAACCGGAGUGCUGGUGCAGCCUGGCUAUGUUCCGUCAGAGGCUAGGCUUUCGGUGUCGAAUCAGCAGCACGUGCCGGUGAUUCCUCCUCCCCAGACCGGCCGCAAAAUCGCCCCGAUUCCCUUCCCUUUCCCCGACAUCCACAUCAACAACCUCGGUGGUGGGAACGUAGGCCCUGUCAAGAUCCACCGCGACUCAGACGGACGCAUAACGCAUGCCCAAGCCGAGUUGUUCCACGCUCCAUGGAAGGUCAUGCUCAUCACAUCCCCACGCAUUCUCCUGAUCUUCGGGCAGCGCGGAGAUACCAUCAACUUGGACUUGCUCCACCCGUGGCCGAUAUUCCAUCUUGUAGAUUUGGCUCCGGAGGAGCAUGUUGUGGGGGUUCUGAAGGAUGUGACGAACGAUCCAGCAAAGGGUUACUUGGGCCGCAAGGCGAAGCAGCAGCAGAUGCAGAUGAAGUCUGGUCAGGGUCAGUUGGGUGAGCAACAUCAGGAGCAGCGCCUUGCGUCAGGACACUUGCAGCGAGGGAAUGAACCGGCUGGGGUACUUGCGACGGGGUUCCAAGUGUCGACUGGACGAAGGGUUCCGAAUCAAUCUCCUAAGACCCGUCCCGCACCAUCACGUACCCGUACACCGUUGACUGCAGCGCCUGCAGCUCCAUCUAAUGCUCCUGAUCCACCUACAACGUUAUUAACCCCGGCACCGGUCAUCCCAAAGGCACCGGUAGCACCUCGUCAGGCUCGCGGGGUGGACGCCAGGACCGCACGCUCAAAGGUCGUUGAGCUCAAGGUCCCCGCAGGAUCACUUUCCCAGUUCACUCCCAGCCAAGCUAUCACGACAGCUUCUGCCCCGACCCGAGCACCGGCUCCAGCUCCAGCACAGGCCAGUACGGCGCCCGUUAACGAUCCGCAAAUGGCAGCCAUCAAGUCCCAGAUCAACGCGAUUCUCUCCCCCGCCGACCAGCAGAAGUACGCGCACACCGUCGACAAGCUGAGCUACGCUUGCCUUAAAGGCGGCAAGAAGACUCGCGACAGGGUCGACAAGAAUCUCCAAGAUAUCAUCGAUAGCGGCGGAGACAAUCGUCGACAGCUUGCGCAGUUGCACAAUCAGUACGCGGGCUUGCAUAAUCCGGGAAAGCGCACGCCUCAUCAGCUGCCUGUGUUCGAUCUCGGUGAUUGCAAGUUGAUCCCUAGGACGGCUUAG
Messenger RNA from Trematosphaeria pertusa, 1509 nucleotides. RefSeq lists its product as uncharacterized. The transcript has a single exon. NCBI's taxonomy places the organism in Eukaryota, Fungi, Ascomycota, Dothideomycetes, Pleosporales, Trematosphaeriaceae. The record is from RefSeq and is a predicted model, not a curated record. The coding region runs from base 1 to 1509 and encodes 502 amino acids.